GUGUUACCGUGCAUAAAGCUGUUCCGUGAUGUUAUGCGGAAGUCGUUGCUACUGCCUUGCAUGGAGGAAUUAGAUCUACUCAAGAAAAAUGUCCUGCAGGAAGGAGAUGUCAUGAAGCUGGUGGAUAGCAAAGGGAAGAUACACCUUACAGUGAUGGCCUCGAUAAAAGGUUUAGAUGGCUCUCAUCAGAUUGUUGCUCAGAUUCACGAGGGAACGAUGCACGUUAAGUUCGAUUUGAAAGUCCCAACUGAGUAA
Messenger RNA from Perkinsus marinus ATCC 50983, 255 nucleotides. RefSeq lists its product as hypothetical. The record is from RefSeq and is a predicted model, not a curated record. The transcript has a single exon. Lineage: Eukaryota; Perkinsozoa; Perkinsida; Perkinsidae. The annotation marks the transcript as partial.